Messenger RNA from Dovyalis caffra, 369 nucleotides. Lineage: Eukaryota; Viridiplantae; Streptophyta; Magnoliopsida; Malpighiales; Salicaceae. The record is from the annotation of a GenBank genome assembly.
AUGAUGAAAUCAAGGAUUGUGAUUAAAAAAGAAGAUAGAGGGGAAGAUGAAGAUGAAGAUGAUGGGAUUGUUAUAAUCAUGAUGAUGAAGUACAAUAAUCAGAUUGGCGAUAUACCAAAAAGAAAAGGCAUCAAAGUGAAGAACCAACCUUUGAUAUUCCUUCACAUACUCUAUCCUUUAAGUGUCAGUUUUACGGGAUGGAGAUACCUGCAGAAGAAAUGGAAGGAGUGGGUUGAAAAAAUGGCUUCCUUACAGGAGUCCACAUGGAAGAAAGCUGGAAUUCGUGAAGCUAUCUUGAAUUCUACGUGUGAGAUUCAUAGAAACAAUGAUUUGGUUUUUGGGGUUGCAAAGAGAUGGUGCCCACUCUAA